AUCGACAUUGGUAGCUACUCCGUCUCACGUCUACGAUAGUAUAAAACCUACCUUGCCUGGCUGCUGAUUCUGACUUCAAAAGACUUAUGAACAUGACCAUCCUCAUCGCCCCGGCCACCUCUCGCACGAACUCCUAUGUCAUCGAUGCUCUCCUCAGCCAAGAUCCGAAAGUCUCUCUUCGCCUCCUCUGUCAUUCUUCAAAGUCGGACUCGGCCGUCAAGGAAAAAUACAAGGCGUACUCAUCCGUCAGCACCGUCGUCGCCGAUUUCUUGGACCCUCCGAUCCUCGAGUCCGCCAUGACCGACGUGAACGCCUUAUUCUUGAACUUGCCCCUAUCGAAGAACUCAGUGCAGGCGGGGAAGAAUGCGAUUGAUGCAGCGAAGAAGAAAGGAGUGGAGAGGGUUGUGUUUUGCAGCGUUUUACAUCCGUUUAUACAAGGGAUGAGACAUCAUAGGCAGAAACUGGAUGUCGAGGAGUACUUGUUUGAGUCUGGGUUGAACUAUACUAUUCUCGAGCCAACCCACCUCAUGCAAAACAUACCCCUCUCCCAAGCCAUCCAGACCGGAUCACUUCCCCUCCCUUACGCAACCACAGUCCUGCAGGGCUUCCUCGACAUACCCGACCUCGCACAAAUAUCCGCCACCAUCCUCCUCUCACCCACUCCUUCGGACCACUACUUCGCACGAUACGAGCUCACGGGUUCCAACGCCACAUAUGAAGACGUAGCGAAGGUGAUCUCGGAGGCGGCCGGGAAGGAGGUUAAGUGUGCGAGAGUAGGUAAGGACGAGUUGGCGAAGAGGAUAGGUGCCGGGGAUGAAUGGACCAACGAGACGCUGAGGAUCAUGCUGGAGUAUUACGAAACGAGGGGUAUUCCGGGUAACACCAAUACUACGAGGUGGCUACUUGGACGCGAGCCCGCGAAAUGGAAAGAUGUCGUCGAGCGGGAGAUGAAAGCUAUUCAAGGCCAGUGAAGCCUACACGCAGGAAUGUGUAUCAUGUAAAAUUGCUCUAUAUCGUCUGCCUCUCCUUUUUCUCGACGUGAUGUUUGAAUCACGCAUCAU
This is a messenger RNA of Stereum hirsutum FP-91666 SS1, 1061 nucleotides long. Its product is annotated as NAD-P-binding protein. The transcript is spliced from 4 exons. Lineage: Eukaryota; Fungi; Basidiomycota; Agaricomycetes; Russulales; Stereaceae. Bases 93 to 971 code for a protein of 292 amino acids. The record is from RefSeq and is a predicted model, not a curated record.